Puccinia triticina is the source of this 1068-nucleotide messenger RNA. RefSeq lists its product as uncharacterized. Gene Ontology annotation, cellular component: cytosol. Gene Ontology annotation, biological process: iron-sulfur cluster assembly. The transcript is spliced from 3 exons. Lineage: Eukaryota; Fungi; Basidiomycota; Pucciniomycetes; Pucciniales; Pucciniaceae. The record is from RefSeq and is a predicted model, not a curated record. The coding region runs from base 1 to 1068 and encodes 355 amino acids. Gene Ontology annotation, molecular function: 4 iron, 4 sulfur cluster binding; ATP binding; ATP-dependent FeS chaperone activity.
AUGGCUAGCGAUCCAGCCCUGAGUCGACGACUGAGACGUGUCAAACAUAUCAUACUGGUCCUCUCAGGCAAGGGCGGAGUGGGAAAGUCAUCGGUCUCAGUCCAACUAGCGCUAUCACUCCUCAACCGAUCCAAGGAUGCCAAGGUCGGCCUGCUGGAUAUCGAUCUCACCGGACCAUCGAUCCCCCGGAUGCUCGGCCUCGAAGGCCGCUCGGUCUUGCAGUCCACCGACGGCUGGGUGCCUGUCCAGACCACCUUCAACGAGCCUUCUUCCGACCCCGGAAACCUCUCGUCUGCUGACCAGCAAACAUUGAAAUGUAUGAGCAUCGGCUUCCUGCUCAACAACCCACGAGAUAGCGUCGUCUGGAGGGGCCCUAAAAAGAAUGCGAUGAUCCGCCAGUUCUUGGUCGAUGUCAGUUGGGGAGAGUUAGACUGGCUCAUUAUCGACACCCCACCAGGCACAUCCGACGAGCACAUCUCUCUCUUAGAGCAGCUUUCGCCCCUUCUGACCCACCAAGCCACACCGUCACCAGCCCCUGGGGAGAUCCUCCCAAGCCUCUCGUCAGUCCUAGUCACGACUCCGCAAGCAGUAUCUCUCCUAGACGUGUCGAAAGAGUACGAUUUCACGAAGAAGACCGGGCUGAGGGUCGUCGGCUUGGUCGAAAACAUGAGCGGCUUCCUCUGUCCACAUUGCGACGAGAUCCAGAACAUCUUCGGGAGCGGCGGCGGCCUCAGCUUCUGCGAGAAAGUCUCGAGCCAAGCCGGGCCCCUCGAUCAGCAACCUCAACCACUAACGUUCCUCGGCAAAAUCCCGAUCGAUGUCGACUUUAUGAAACUCAUGGACCAGGCUACCGACCCCAAUAAUCAGCCACUUCCCCCCUCUGAUCCUACGACUCCCUCCUCUUCCCCUGUUAACACUAACUCUCUCCUCAUCAGCCGCUACUUCGAAACCAGAACCUCGAAGAUCUUUGCCGAGAUCUCUGAACGCAUCUACAUUCUUUGGAACCGCAACCCCCCCAAAAAACAUGGAAGACAAGCCCGAAGGAUAUCAACACGAGAACACAACUAA